GCGAAUAUCCCGUUUUUCUAAAAUGGUGGCGUGUGGUCGUGGAAACUGCCGGUUGUUGUUUUAAGACCUGUAAUAUCACAACUUAGUCGCCGGGCUCUAAACUACAGGGAUCUUUGUUAUCAUUCGCGUGGCUUGUAACAAAAAAGAGUGUAGGUUUUAUGCCCAAACUGAGGAUUAUUUUGUCCAGCCUGAGGAUUAUUUUGUCCAGCCUGAGGAUUUGUGUCCAGAAACCUAUUAAACUUCAAACUGCAGUCUGUGAUGGCAAAGCGGAUUGCUGAGAAAGAGCUCACUGAUAGGAACUGGGAUCAGGAAGAUGAAGGAGAAGAGGCAGGAACGUUUUCAGUUGCAAGUGAGGAAGUGAUGAAAAACCGGGCCAUUAAGAAAGCCAAGCGUCGAAAUCUUGGAGCAGAUGGAGAGAAUGGAGGAGCUUUUAAAAGCUUUAAGGGUUUCUCUCUGACCCCGUCGGCUCCAGCGGCUGGAGGAGCUUUCUCCACAUUUGGAAACGGGGCUGGAUUUAAACACCUCUCUUUUUUGACCAACGGCAGCGCUGCAUCUGUCACCCCAACUUUUGGGGGUUUCAACACCCCUGCCACUGCCAAGUCCAACCCCGGCAUCUCAUCAUCCAAUGGCCCAGCCUCCUCCUCCUCCUCCAUAGAGAGUGGUGACAUCAUGCCCAACGGCUCCACCCCCAGCCUACCCGCAAUCUCUGGAGGAGGCAGCAGCAGUAAGGAGUACAACCGGCAGCUCACAGCUCUCAAUUGCUCUGUGCGUGACUGGAUCACCAAGCAUGUGAAUGACAACCCGCUGUGCGACCUCAACCCCAUCUUUCGCGACUAUGAGCGACACCUGGCCACCAUUGAGAGCAAGUACGGCAGUGGCGCAGUAGCAGGGGGGGAGCAGCAGCCAGGGAAACAGGCAAACACCACCACCAGCACGCUAUCAUCCUCCUCCUCCGGCAGUAAUGUCUCACCAGCCAUUCCUGCUUUGUUCUCCUUCACCAAGAACAAGGACAGUGCUGCUCCUGAGAAAAGCUCCGUUCCUGCAGAUGCUACUUUCAACUUUGGCCAGAAGGUGGACAGCUUGGUGCUGAGCUCCCUUAAGUCCGCAGGGGCUUCCGGGUUUUCGUUUUCUUCCACCUCCACCUCGUCCUCCACCACGUCUCUGUUCGGUGCAGCUAGCACCGGCACUUCUACAGGCACCUUCUCUUUCACUGCGGCCAAGAAUGAUGCAGCCAGCAACAACCAGCCAGCAGGUGAGAAUGGAGCCGAUGAAGAAUCGGAGGAGCCACCAGUACCCAUAGUCAAAGAAAUCAAGGAGAAAGAUGCCUUCUACUCUAAAAAGUGCAAACUGUUUUAUAAAAAGGAAAGCGAAUUCAAGGAGAAAGGAGUUGGUACCCUGCAUUUGAAACUGGUUUCAGAGGGCAAGCUGCAGCUCCUGGUGCGCGCGGACACAAACCUGGGUAACAUCCUGUUGAAUAUCAUGGUUCAUGCCUCCAUGCCGUGCACACGGACAGGGAAAAACAACGUCAUGGUGGUGUGUGUGCCAAAUCCCCCAGUGGACGACAAGAACCCCAGCACCCCUGUACCAAUGCUGAUCCGUGUUAAAACAGCAGAGGACGCUGAUGAACUACACAAACUUCUGCAGGAGAAGAAAGCGUGAGCUCCUCCUCCCUUUUAUAGACUCCCCCUCUCUCCCUAAUAUCGUACGUGUCAUUUAUUGCCUGAAUGUGGUUUGCACGGCUGUAUGACAUCACACACAUCACACACAACUAACUCAUUUUUAUCCUUGUCCAUUUGAGAGGUCUUGACCUGCAUGCCAGCAUACACAUUUUGUGAGCAUUGGCAACAAAUCGGUUCAGAUACUGUGAAAUCCUUUGCAUAAAUGCUGGUUGAAUUUGAUGGUUGCUUUUGAAUUUAAACAGUACAUUGUAGUUUCACCCGAAAGUAAAGUAAAGUGAAGAUGCAGGUUGUAAAAAGCCCACGUUCUGAGAAUUCCGUCAGGUUUUCAUUUUGCUGCUAUUAUUAAACAGAUAAGGGUGAAGCCAAGGAACUCUUUUUAUUUUUUAUUUCUUAUUAGUUUUUAAAUUAAUCUAUGAAUGUGUGCAGAUUAAGUAAAUUCAGUUUUAAAUAUGAAUUGGAGUUCAGCUUUGUACUUGGACCUACCUGUUAAUUUAGGGAAGAACUAAAAAGUGUUUGACUGGCUUAAUGCCUCUUAUUCCCAGAAAGAGAAUUAACUUGUAUUGGAAAUUUAUAAACUACAAAGAAACCUUUAUUUUCUUAAAAUUUGAAGUAUUUUUUAUUUUUUUUGCCAAUUAUUUGAUUGGAGGCAUGCAGGCAACUAGAUGUUAAUGUUUUAGCUUGUUUGAGGCCUGAAUAAAGUAUUUGUUUUUAUGUUUUGCUCAAGGUGUUUGCUGUAAUAGAUAUUUAUUCUGAACGAGUUCUCUGCUCCCGUAGAGUGCUUUGUGUAAAUGAGUCCUGUAAACUUUCCUCCAUAAACAGCAAAACAACAUCAAAACUACACCAUUAUUAAGACUGCAAGUAAACGAUCUUCUUCGUGCAUCUGUCUUAAAUGGAUCUUGGUUAAAGUUGUUUUUCUGGUUUUAAUUGGUUGUUUUUUGUUUUGUUUUUCUAAGUGACCUUUGUAACGCCUUAGAACACAAGGCAUGCGUUCAACAGCAGUAAAUACAUUUUGUAGCUUUGUUAACUGGCAAAUAAAUCAAGCUGAAAAAUA
Molecule: messenger RNA, 2730 nt
Organism: Ictalurus punctatus (channel catfish)
Lineage: Eukaryota; Metazoa; Chordata; Actinopteri; Siluriformes; Ictaluridae
Gene: nup50
Product: nucleoporin 50
Exons: 9
Coding region: 259-1659 (466 amino acids)
Biological process (GO): protein import into nucleus
Cellular component (GO): nuclear pore
Source: RefSeq, a predicted model, not a curated record